Messenger RNA from Xenia sp. Carnegie-2017, 2150 nucleotides. RefSeq names its product putative glycerol kinase 5. The coding region runs from base 332 to 1894 and encodes 520 amino acids. The transcript has 18 exons. The record is from RefSeq and is a predicted model, not a curated record. Gene Ontology annotation, molecular function: glycerol kinase activity. Gene Ontology annotation, biological process: glycerol metabolic process; glycerol-3-phosphate biosynthetic process; triglyceride metabolic process. Gene Ontology annotation, cellular component: mitochondrion. NCBI's taxonomy places the organism in Eukaryota, Metazoa, Cnidaria, Anthozoa, Malacalcyonacea, Xeniidae.
UAGAUGGAGGGAAUGAGGAACAAGGGAACAAAUACUCACAAACUCGUUACCAUUCUUUUGGGUGCAGAAUCAUUUUUGAAAUGGUUUAUUGUAAAGACUGCACCACGAAUAAUGAAACAACAUAGAAAUGAAUAAUAAUAAGAUUAACUUCAUAGAUAAUCUUGGUAAUGAUAUAGAAACAAAUGGAAUGGAGGAAUUUGCUUAAUACUUCUACGGUGUAACAAUCACUCAACUUUGAAGUUGAACGGCAGAACUACAAAUUUAAUAGUCAAACGUGUUCUAUUUCUGUGGUUAUUUUCCCACCUUAACAGCAGCAAGUCAAUUGUAGUGAAUGGCUGUGAAAAAGUCGGAGGGUUAUGUUGUUGCUGUAGAUGUUGGUACGACAAACCUUACGUGUCACGUCUUUGAUAAAACUGGAAUUUCAAUGUAUGGCGCGGUCCAAAAGGUUCAACUACUGUAUCCAAGACCAGGUUGGGUUGAAAUAGAUCCAGAUGUUCUGUGGGAUCAGUUUUUAAAUGUUGUCACUGAAGCAGUGGAAGGUUCGUGUCUCCAAUAUGAAGAUAUAACUGCAUUCGGCAUUUCUACUCAGAGAGGAACAUUUUUGAAUUUCGAUAAGCGUACUGGUCGUCCUAUUCAUAACUUUAUCACCUGGCAAGAUUUGAGAGCAGCAGAAUUGACUGAAAAUUGGAACAGGUCAUUCACAAUGAAGGGAUUACAUUUAGGUGCAAAAGCUCUGCAUCUUCUAUCCAGAAGAAAACAAUUUUUAGCAGCAAGUGUCAUAAAUUUCUCCACACAACAUGUUUCUAUGAGAUUACAUUGGAUGUUGAAGAAUCACGCUGAGCUAAUGAAAAAGGCCCGUCAGGGGUCAAUAUUGUUUGCGACGAUAGAUACUUGGCUUUUAUGGAAGCUCACCAAAGGACAAGUUCAUAUAACAGAUUAUUCAAACGCAAGCUCUACUGGCAUGUUUGAUCCUUAUGUGUUAUGUUGGAGCUCACUGAUGACGACAUUAUUUGAAAUUCCAGUUUCAUUGCUUCCUGAAGUCGUGGAAACUAGUGGUUCUCUUUGUGAAAUACAUAAAGAUAUAUUUGGCACACGAAUUCCUGUAACAGCUGUGGUUGCAGAUCAGCAGGCUUCCGUGUUUGGCCAGUGUUGUUUUGAUGUUGGUGAUAUCAAUCUUACCAUGGGCACUGGAAGUUUCAUCAACAUCAAUACUGGAAAGCAUGCGCAUGCGUCAGUUGCAGGGUUAUAUCCAUUAGUUGGAUGGAAAAUUGGCUCAGAUGUGACGUACCUCGCUGAAGGCAACGCUGCAGGGACUGGGACUGCCAUUGAAUGGGCUGGUGAAAUAGGUUUUUAUCAUAAAGAUAACGUUGCAGAAACUUCCAAGAUUGCUCGUUCCGUGAAAGAUUGCAACGGAGUAUAUUUUGUUCCUGCUUUUAGCGGUCUACAGGCUCCUAUUAACGACACCAAAGCAUCUACGUCCAUUUUUGGCAUUACGUCAUCAACAUCAAAAGCUCACAUUGUCCGUGCUGUGUUGGAGUCUAUUGCUUACAGAAUCUAUCAAUUGUUUGUCACCGUACAAGAGGAGAUAAAAACACCAAUUUUCUCAUCAAUAAAAGCAGAUGGCGGUUUAAGCCAAAACGAUUUCAUCAUGCAGUUGCUAAGUACGCUUACAGAACAGAGUAUUGAAAGACCGAAGCAAAUCGAAAUGUCAUGUUUAGGAGCUGCAUUCUUAGCUGGUCUUGCUACAGGUGUAUGGAAAUCACGUGACGAACUUAAAGCGAUCCACUGCUCUCAUGUCAUAUUUCAACCCUGUUGUGACGCAAGAGAUAAAUAUGAAAAAUUCUAUGAAAAGUGGAAGGAGGCGCAAGCUCGUAGUCGAUACUGGUAUACGUAAUAUUUAUGAUGUGUACGUUUUUAUUUGCAAUAAGGGAAGACAUUCAUGAACUUUUGUUUUUAUCAAUGAAUAUUCUGGGAAUCAAUAAAUUAUGUGGUUUUAUUUAUAAUAUUUCUUUUAAUUAUUAUGAAAGAUGAUUAUUCCCUGCUAAGGUUGUCACAUGCAAAACUCCUGCUUUGGAAGUAAACAUUAACGCACAUAUUGUAUAUAAAACUAAGUUGACCUAGUAAUGCAUUAUAAAUACUUUAAAAACACA